Molecule: messenger RNA, 1242 nt
Organism: Ogataea angusta
Lineage: Eukaryota; Fungi; Ascomycota; Pichiomycetes; Pichiales; Pichiaceae
Exons: 1
Coding region: 1-1242 (413 amino acids)
Source: RefSeq, a predicted model, not a curated record
AUGUCAAGUGGUCGACUAUCAAGUUUUCGAAUCUUCCGGGGCCCGAGAUCUUUUUACCGCUUCUCCUCGUUACAGUCGAAGUCGCCAACUGUCCCAGAGCCCUUGGGCUAUCCUUAUUUUUGCAAGAAGUUCCGCUCUGAGAUUGAUUUGUUCAAGAAGUAUUGCGCAUCUGAUUCCAAUGGCAAUCUGGACUUGUUCAGGAACUUGCACAGAUACAAUAAGAAUAUUUCAAACAAAGAGCGCCUCUCACUGUUUGUCACCACAUUGAAACGCAAUAAGCAGUUUUACGACUACUUGAUGGAACAACUAAAUCCAUCCAGAACAUCAAACGACCCUGUACCAUCUCCAACGGAAUUGAGUCAGCCAAAGACCAUUGGCUCUCUUCUCACAAAGGCUGAGGAGACCCCCCAGGCGGAGCCGGAGCAGGGUCCUGCUACUGUAAAGAAGAAGAAAGGCGAUGCCUCGUUCAAGGAUCUCCUCAGUUCCAUCAAUAAGAUCCAGAAAAAAAAAUCCUAUCAUCACCAUGAGCUUCCCAGAAUGACGAAUUUCACCCCAAUGCCAUCCUACCGCCCUUUCAUCAUGAGCAUAGAUCAGGCAUCUUCUAAGUCUGCUGCUGAGUUGGAGUCCUUUUUACAAGAAGCAAAGCACCAAAAUGACGUGACGCAGGAGCAGCUAUUCAAGAGCGUACAAAACUACGAGUGGGCUAGACAGCAGACUUCUAAGGAUCCACGCUCUUUUGAGGCUGGCAAUUUCUUUACCCCUGUACUUGUUCCGAACACUUUUGUCCCUAGCAGUCUCUUUGCAGGCCAGAAUCACUCAACUAUAGACUUGUUUCCUUCCCUGGCGUCAAAAAAAGAGAUGCCAAAGGGAUAUGAGUUUAUGGUUUUGCAUGAAAAUGGAGAAACGGAGAAAGUGCGAGAGUAUGAUCCUCACGAUGUGCAACCUGAAAAGCGCAACGUCUCGAAACUGUUAGCCCAGCUACGGUCACCUGAGGCGUACAUCAAAAAUAUCAACAAGCUGAUAGCUCAGAACUGGCACCUCCUUGAUGGGGAUUUGGACAAAUUGGUAUUCUUCAGGAAGAAAUCCACCAAGUUCUAUUUGUGGGCUAGAAACGGUUUGGCGGUCGUUGGUUUGGGGUUUCUCGUUAUUCUUGGCCUAAGCUAUUUUGUGGAUUCUGACGAAAUCGCACAGCUCGCAGACUACAAGGACGCCAAAAGAAACAAAGACCUAACGGUUACAUGA